This is a messenger RNA of Durotheca rogersii, 1156 nucleotides long. RefSeq lists its product as uncharacterized. Lineage: Eukaryota; Fungi; Ascomycota; Sordariomycetes; Xylariales; Xylariaceae. The record is from RefSeq and is a predicted model, not a curated record. The transcript has a single exon. Bases 254 to 718 code for a protein of 154 amino acids.
CCUAUAAAGGACGCAUCCCUCCUCGAUCGAGACCUGCUCCUCCCUCAUUGUUCUUCCUUCAACUCCGACCGACAAGACAGACAAAGCCAAUCUUUCUCUUCAACCCCCCGGACCCUUCGAAGCGCUUGAAACUUUUAUCACAAACCUACCGAGCUCCAUCUCCCUCCCCCAUUCCCCCCCUCUAUCCCAAUAUACGGACACCAACCUCCGGACCACUUCUGCCAUCAACGCUACCACCUACCCAACAACCAAGAUGUCUUCCAGCAACCAGAGCAUUGCUCAACAUGUCCGCGAGGCCCAGCCCCUGCAGUUCCUGCCGCUGGCUCCCGCCACCUCUGCUUCCUACCCCACUACUCAGAAUGCGAAGCCGAACCAAGGGAUCCGCCGUAGCCCGAGCCAGACCAGCGUCGACAGCAGCGCCAGCAGCAUCGCCAGCCCCCGCUUCCUCAAGCUCAACCCAGUCCACUACGGGGAGCGUCAGGACGACUACCACGACGUUGCUGCCGCCAACCCACAGCCUCAGCGGUUCCUGUCGCUAGCUCCCGCCACCUCUGCUACCUACCCUACCGCCCAGAGCACGAGGCUAAACUACGCGGCCCGCCGCAGGUCGAGCCAGAGCAGCGUCGGCAGCAUCGCCAGCCUCCGCUUCCUCAAGCUUAACCCGGUCCAUUAUGGGGAGCAGCAGGACGACUAUCACGACGUUGCGGUCGUCGAGUAAACAAACCAAGGAUGCCAAAUAUCCAAGCGUAAUGACGGGCACAUUUCUAUUCUUCUAUUCUUCUUACUGUUCUUGUUCUCUUUCGAACAUUACGGUAUCAUCUAGGGGGGGUUAAAGAGAAAGGACCAAAAAAAAGGGCAAUGGGAAAUGGGAAAUGGGAAAUGGGAGCUACUCUCGUAUAGCUCGAUGUUAAUGACAUGACUACCACACGCGUAGCACGCAAUCCAAUAGGGGGGGGAAAGCGUAGCCUAAUCGAUUAUGGAGCGGACGGCUUCUCUGUGUAUUCUCAGUUUUCUAUUCUAAAGGUGGCGUUCCGAGGGGGCACCGGGAAAGCGACGGCACGGACGGGCGGGACCGGGUGGGUAGGUAGAGAGGGAGGAUACCGAGAGUGCAUAACUCGUAUGAUCCACCGUACUAUUUCUCAUCACGAUCCUCUCU